Molecule: messenger RNA, 3762 nt
Organism: Pundamilia nyererei
Lineage: Eukaryota; Metazoa; Chordata; Actinopteri; Cichliformes; Cichlidae
Product: retinal guanylyl cyclase 2-like
Exons: 24
Coding region: 135-3305 (1056 amino acids)
Biological process (GO): intracellular signal transduction; cGMP biosynthetic process; protein phosphorylation
Cellular component (GO): plasma membrane
Molecular function (GO): adenylate cyclase activity; peptide receptor activity; guanylate cyclase activity
Source: RefSeq, a predicted model, not a curated record
UCCACUGUAAGUGGAUGUAGCUCGACGUUGACACUCUCCCUCCUGGUCUCUGGUCCUCCCUCGUUCAGCCUGACAUCAUCUUCUUGGUUUUCCUUUGGACAGAUGAAGCUCUGAGAUAAAGGCAGGUUGUCAGGAUGCAGCUUCGAUGGUUGCUAGGGGCGUGUCUGUGGUUGCUAUGCAUCGAAGAGGUUCGGACAACAACCUUCAAGAUCGCCUUGGUCGGUCCGUGGUCAUGUGACCCGUUGUUUUCCCGGGCGAUGCCGACAGCAGCGGUCACGCUGGCAUUGUCCAGGUUACGGACUGACACCAGUAUGAGCAGAGGGUACUGGUAUGAUGUCAAAGUGCUGGACGAGGACUGCUCUGCCUCCAAAGCUCUGACCAACUUUGGGGACUUUGAAGGUUAUGGCUAUGCCUACAUUGGACCCUUUAAUCCCGCCCUCUGUCACUCUGCCUCCCUAAUGACUGAGCAUUGGGAGGCUGGACUCUCCUCUCCUGGUUGUCUAGAUGCUGACUGGCCAAACCUGCCGCCACUGACUCCUCCCACCAGAGUCCUGUUCACCGUGCUCAGAUUUUUUGGCUGGGCGCAUGUCAGCAUCAUCACAGCUGCCACCGACCUUUGGGAGAGCACCGGACAGGAAGUGGCCUCUGCGCUCCGGGCUAUGGGUUUGCCGAUUGGGCCGGUGGUUACCAUGGAACCAGGCAGCAAAGGCAGGGCUCGGGAGGCGCUGAACGAAAUCAGAGAAGCCGACAAGGUCAAAGUGGUCAUCAUGUGCAUGAGCUCUGUCCUGAUUGGUGGAGAGGAUCAGAGGGAGGUACUGCUGACCGCCCUGGAGAUGGGGAUGGUUUCCAAUGGUUACGUGUUCAUUCCCUACGACGCCCUGCUGUACGCGAUGCCCUAUCAGCACACAGUCUUCAACCAGCUGACCAAUAGCACGCAGCUUCGUCACGCCUAUAGUGCCGUGCUGACUGUUACCAUGGCAUCCGACCAGAGUUUCUAUGAAGCUUUCCGCGAGGCUCAAAUGAGCCGAGAGAUUCACUCGGGUGUCUCCGCCACAGAGGUGUCUCCUUUGUUUGGGACUAUUUUCAACAUGGUCUACUUCGUUGCAAAGGCAGUGGAAGAGCGCCGUCAGGCGGGGAGUGGACACUGGGUGACGGGCAAUCAGCUCAUGAAAUCAGAUGGAGGCUUUGAUUUUCAGGGAUUCAAUCAGGUGUUGUAUGGAGGUACUGAGGGGCGUGGCCUGCAGGCCAGCUACGUAGUGUUGGACAGCGAUGGCGACCGCCUCGUCCCAACACACUCACUCUCUCCGACGCACACCGACGGGACGACCGGAGGUCUGAGACCGCUGAGCCGUUCCUUUGUUUUCCCGGGAGGAAAACCCCCCUCAGCCAGCUUCUGUUGGUUUAAUCCAGAUGAGGCCUGCAGUGGAGGUAUGGGCGCUGUAACUGUGCUCUUCCUCUUCCUGUUGCUCUGCACUCUGCUUGGAGGCCUUUUCUUUUGGAACAGGAGUACUAAGGGAGCCGUGACAGCAACCAAAAUGAUCCUUACUCUGGACGACAUCGUCUUCAUCGAUACUCAAGUCAGCCGGAAGAAACUCAACGAUGAGUCCAUCAUGAAGAGUCUUUUGGAAAUGAAAACUCCAUUGCGAUCGCUCGCUCGAAGUUAUAUCCUCACAACACCGGAGAGCUCCAACAUCGGGAUACUGGAGGGUGACUGGGUUUGGCUGAAGAAGUUCAGUACUGGAAAAACACCAACAGAAGCCAAUCAAACCACCCAGAAUAUGUUCAGCCAGUUGCGGGAGAUGCGACACGAGAACCUAAACCUGUGCCUGGGUCUGUUUGUGGACUCGGGGAUCUUCGCCCUGGUGGUGGAACACUGCCCCCGAGGAAGUCUGGCAGACCUGCUGGCUGACGGCAACGUGAGGCUGGACUGGAUGUUUAAAUCCUCACUGCUCAUGGACCUCAUCAAGGGCAUGAAGUACCUUCAUCUGCGAGGUUUGACUCAUGGCCGUCUGAAGUCAACAAACUGUUUAGUUGAUGGUCGCUUUGUUCUGAAAAUAACAGAUUAUGGACUCCCUAUGAUCCUGACAUCCCAGAGGAUCAGCAUUCCUGAGGAUCCACACGACAUGCUGUGGACAGCUCCGGAGCUUUUGAGGAAUCCGGUCUCAGGAGGUUCGUUUGCUGGAGAUGUCUUCAGCUUCUCCAUCAUCAUACAGGAAGUGAUCUCCCGCACACUGCCAUAUGCCAUGAUGGACAUGCCGGCUCAUGAGAUCGUGGAGCGUCUGAAGCAGCCUCCUCCUCUCUGCAGGCCGAUCGUUUCGGUCGAUGAAGCUCCUACCGAGUGUCUCACGCUGAUGAAUGAAUGUUGGAAUGAAGACCCGAGUAAGAGGCCGAGCUUUGAUGACAUUUUCAAACAGUUUCGAGGUAUCAGUAGAGGCAGGAGGGCCAACAUCAUCGACUCCAUGCUGCGGAUGUUGGAGCAGUACAGCUCGAACCUGGAGGAUCUGAUCCGAGAACGAACGGAUGAAUUGGAGAUUGAGAGAACCAAGACAGAUAAGCUGGUGGGGCAGCUCCUGCCAAAGUCUGUGGCUCAAGCUCUGAAGAAAGGGAAACCAGUGGAACCUGAACAUUAUUCGGACUGCACCCUUUACUUCAGCGACAUUGUUGGAUUUACAACCAUUUCUGCUCUGAGCGAGCCCAUCGAGGUGGUCGACCUGCUGAAUGACCUCUACACCAUGUUUGAUGCCAUCAUUGCUCUCCAUGAUGUGUACAAGGUGGAAACUAUUGGAGAUGCCUACAUGGUGGCUUCAGGUGUUCCCAACAGGAAUGGGAAUCGACACGCAGCUGAAGUGGCCAACAUGUCUCUGGACAUCCUGCACUCGAUAGGAAACUUUAAGAUCAAACACAUGCCCGAGAUUAAAGUCAAAAUCCGCAUCGGACUGCACUCAGGUCCCGUGGUAGCAGGUGUGGUUGGACUCAAGAUGCCCAGGUACUGUCUCUUUGGAGACACGGUGACCACGGCCUCACUCAUGGAGUCCUCUGGGCUACCUUACAGGAUCCACAUCAGUCUGAGUACGGUCAAAGUCCUGACCAGUCUGAAAGUGGGAUACCACAUAGACACCCGGAAGGCGCAGGUUAAGGGCACAGAGGACACGUACUGGCUGAUGGGUCGAGAAGAUUUUAAUAAACCUCUUCCUGUUCCUCCAGACCUCGCCGGAGGGGCCAGCAACCAUGGAAUCAGCCUGGAUGAGAUUCCAGUCGACAGACGACAAAAGUUUCUGGACCGACAGAACAAGAUGAAGAAGUGACAACACACACAGUGUCAUCAGCUGAUGAGACCCUCUCAAAGACAUCUGAACCCUGGAGAUCUUCAGCCUCCCGAAGGCUGUAAAGUCUGAGUGCACAAACCAAUCAUCACCAUGGGUGCUAAUUUCUACUUCCUGAUUUAACUGGAAGUCCUCUUUGAUUGGUCACUGACAUCGCUUCUGUCUGACUAGUGGAAUUUGUCCCUCACACUGUCUGAUGUUUGCACAGUUGUAUAGAAACUAACUGUUACCAUGGUGACUGUGAUGUGUUAGUGACCUUGAAAUAGAAUCAGGGUUGUUCAUGUCCAAUGAAUGCUGGGUAAAUGACUGUUAAAGAGUGGAUGCGUGACAGAUGUUGUGAUGAUCAGUAAUCGGUUCUGCGCACUGACGCUGGCUGCAUGCUGUCGCUGUUCCUCAUGCUUCUUUAAAAUGUAAAUGUUCCAUUAAACUCUGAGGUAGA